GCGCAUCACGGGGCUGCCAUAACGGUUCGGCUCCGCUCCGGCGCGGCGCCUGCGCCCCACUGGCCUGGGUCGCUGCGCCCCAGAGCCUCCGCAUGUCAUGUCCCGGCUGCGCCUCUGGGCCCCACUGCUCCUCCUCACGUGGCAACCACUGUGGCUGCUGGUCCAGGCAGCUCAGCCUCCGGAGUGGGCCCUGGACCCUGCCCAGCUGACCUCCGACUUCCUAGGGCCCACCGAGCCCUGGUCUUCGCACUCCUCUGCACUCCCGCCCGAAUCGCCCCAGGCUCUUACACCCCCAGCGGAGCCGGGGGGUUUUAAAUACUUGGGGUCCUCUGCUCCAGUCCAGAUGUUGGCCCCGCCUAAGGAAUUGACUGAGACUUUGGUUCCGUUCCCGGACACGGAUUCAGUUGGCGAGCUGCCCCCAGAGGCAGAUCGGGAUCUGAACGACAAGCUAACCCAGCAUGAAAGGCUCCCGGAAGCGGCUCCAAGGCUAGGUUGGGAUCAGAAUCAGACCAUAGCUCUGCCUCUUGGACUCAAAAGUAAGAUUAAAGUUGUAGGUUUGGAUCGGGCUGAAGAUCAGCAAUCAUUUGAAAUACUUGUCCCACCUCUGGAUGUUCAGAGUUCAAAGCCAACACAGUUUAUUGUUUCACCCCCAAACCUGGAGGAAGAUCUUGUUCAGCAUCGAAGGCUUGCCAAAGUCAUUGUUGGAACUCCGAACCAACUUGCAAAUAAAGAGAUCCUAGACCAGCUGCAGGAUGAUGAUUCAGAUUCCAGUAUGGAUAUCCUAUAUCCUGGGGAGAACCUACCAGUGGAUUUCCCGGGGCAACCAGAACAACCUCCAAAUCUCCCUGAGGAGGCUGAAAUUCCCCCACUCCUGCAGGAAACCCCAAAUGAUCUACAGUACCCUGAGGAAGCUGAAUCUAUUAUGCCUCAGGUGGAGGCCCAGGCCCAGCAUCCAGAGCCCCCUGAAAAGACGGAAACCUCUCCAAUUCAGCGGCAGCCUCCAUCUUCGCCUCCGGAGAUCCUUAAGGAAGGUGGAAGUUCCGUAAACCCACAGGAGGCCCCAGCUGAGCCUUCAAGCACAACUGAAGAGGUCGAACCUUCUUCAGUCCAUCAGGAAGCCUCAGCUCAACCUACAGAGGCCCCUGAGGAAGUAGAACCUUCAACCCCUCAGGAGGCCCCAGGUCAACCUCUAGAGAUAUCUAAGGAGGUGGUACCUCAACCGAUAGCACAUGAGGUAGAUGUGCCGUCUCUCAGUCAGAAUGAAGCCCAGCAGCCAAAGCUCCACAACGUGACUGUUAAGCCUGUGGAUCUGGCACUUACCCUAACUGUAACUCAGCCUCCAAAACACACGGAGGAGGCUGAGCCAUCUCCAAUCCAACCAGAGGCUCCUGCUCAGCCAGCAGAGCGCCCUGAAGAGGCUGAGCCCACCCCAGUCCAGCCAGAGAUCCCUGCUCAGCCUGUAGAGCUUCCCGAGGAGGCUGUGCCCACCCCAGUCCAGCAGGAGGCCCCGGUUCAGCCUGCAGAGCGCCCAGAGGAGGCUGGGCCCACCGCAGUCCAGCCAGAAGCCCUGGCUCAGCCUGUAGAGCUCCCCGAGGAGGCUGUGCCCACCGCAGUCCAGCCAGAAGCCCUGGCUCAGCCUGUAGAGCUCCCCGAGGAGGCUGUGCCCACCCCAGUCCAGCCAGAAGCUCUGGCUCAGCCUGUAGAGCGCCCCGAGGAGGCUGGGCCCACCCCAGUCCAGCCAGAAGCUCUGGCUCAGCCUGUAGAGCUCCCCGAGGAGGCUGGGCCCACCCCAGUCCAGCCUCAGAACCCUGCUCAGCCUAUAGAGCUCCCCGAGGAGGCUGGGCCCACUCCAGUCCAGCCAGAGACCCUG
Messenger RNA from Lontra canadensis (Northern American river otter), 1870 nucleotides. Its product is annotated as leucine-rich repeat-containing protein 37B-like. The annotation marks the transcript as partial. The transcript has a single exon. The record is from RefSeq and is a predicted model, not a curated record. NCBI's taxonomy places the organism in Eukaryota, Metazoa, Chordata, Mammalia, Carnivora, Mustelidae.